UGUCAAUGAGUCGAGUGUGUGGCGCGGCGAGUACUCGUACUCGUAGUCGUACUAAAUACUGUCGGCUGGGGAUGGUGGAAAAGAACAACAAAAAGUAGACGUGAUUUUCGAACGGAUAAAUGCCCAGAAAUGAAGUUACGAGUAAGAUCAGAAGGUCGAACAGAAAAGGUGGAUUUUGAAGGCGACCCUACGGUAGCAGAAGUAAAAGAAUCCGUGGCUCAAGCUUUCGGUCAAGAUGUGGGGAGCUUUGAAUUGAGUCUCAAUGGCCAAGAAGCACUGGUAAGUGAGCCGGACUCCCCCUUGUCUCACUGCGGUAUCGUAUCGGGAGACUUACUGCGCAUCAUCAGAACAAGUGAGGGCGCUAUCGGAUCUCGGAGCACAGUAGAUCAAGCCCCAGCCUCCCAAUGUCUUGGGACUGGGCAGACAGGAUCGGAGCCAGCUUGUGUUGGGUCUAUGGAAAUUGACGAUGGCACUCAAAACCAAACCUCAAAAGGGGCGUGCAGAACACCCAACAACAAGAGCCAAUUGGGAACUCCUGCAGCUCCAGAUUUGAACUCAACCCGAACGAUGUCAGCAACAACAGAUGAGUCGCAAGGCCCGAGUGGUUGCCAAGCAAGGAUGGAAGACGGAAAUGAGGAUGCGCCGAGGUCGGUCAGAGAACCCAUGCUGUGUCGGAGCGCAACGGAUUGCCUGAUACCGCAGAGGCUGAGAGCGCUGUAUUCAGGGAACAGACCAAGAACUUUAGAAGAAGCACUAUGCAUUGUCCUCCAUGUAUUGAUGGUGGAGACUGGGUUUCAAACAGAGCCCGUGGCAGACAGCAGUGAGAGCAAUUCGCAAGUGGAAGAUAGUAGGCCUGGCACCUCCACCUUCUGCAAGAAACAGCCCACAGCGCCCUCUGUUGAUGAUGCAAGGGCAAGCAUGCCGGCCAGUUGGAGGGUCAGCGGGGUCCACAGGCUGCGUUACUGCCAUCCGUCUUUAGAGGGCGCUGUUUGUAGCAUUGCGUGCGUGCCGGUCGGGAAGCAGACGGUAGUGUAUGGCGUAACAGCUGGAAAGACGUCUUUUACUUUGCAGUUGAACCCAAGUGAAUAUGUGACUAGCCUAGGGGAACAGCCCGUGUACACCAACCUACCACAGCUGUCCAGGCUAUUCAAGGAUUCCAUUGCCUACUCCUUGCUGCUGACCACAAGAUCAGAGUUGGGUCUUGUUCCUCUGAAUGGACUCCUGGCUCUUUUCCCUGAAAUUCAACUCCUGAUUCUGAGUUUCCUGGACCUACGAAGCUUACUCAACGUGUCCGAGGUCUGCAACCACUUUUACAACAUGGCCACCGACAGGUCGCUAUGGCGACAGCUCCUGCUGCGAGACUUCGGCUGCAAGGAGUCCGAGCAGUGUCUUGACUGGAGAGAGCUCUACAAGCAGGAGUACAAGAACAAGAAGGAUUUGGAGAGAUAUCGCAGGAACCUGAUGGAUCGGUCCGUCCCUGUCCGACCAGGCAUGUUCCUUCCACCACCUCCCCUACCACCAAACAUGCCAGGCUACCCUCCAGGCUACAGAGGUGGGGAUUAUGAUCUGGACCCUUUUGCCAGCCUGGCCCCACCGCACCUUCUCCCAAUCAGGAGAGACCCCACCAUCAUCCCGUUUCCGGGCCCAGACAUCGUCCCAUUUCCCAGCAGAGACCCCAUCCUGAACCCCCUGCCUCGGGUCCCCAACCGUCGGGAUCCCCUGGGUAGCGGCCAAGGGGGUAGGGGCGGGCGCUCGUCAGGGAGUGGCAAUAGGGGUUUCUAUUUCUGAUGAGAUUUGUCGAUUAAUUUUCAAGUCAUUUUAGUUUGCUUUAACACAAUUUUAAGGCUACUGAUUUUCUGUUCUGGAAACACAAAAAUGGAAAAGAAAUGACGACAUUCACCUUCUGAAGUUGCCUUUAGGUUUUUGAGAAAAAAAAACCUAAGGUGUGUGUUCAAGUAUGCCAACCAUUUUGAGAUUUAAAAAAAAAUAUGUAAAUAUGUUCAAUUUCACACAUGAUGUACAGUUUUGGAAGAUUUUGUUGAAAUUCUGUAGAAAAGUUAACAUUAAACUUUCACUACACUAUGUACGAUGUAUAAAUUGAGUUUUUGUUGUUAUAUCUGUUGUUGAAUUAUAAUUAUUUCCUAAAAUAGAAAAACAGACUUUUUAAAAUGGAAAAAUUGGUUGACCUACCCCUUGAAUAAGAAUCUCUCUUUUGAUUUUGUGUAGAACUAUUAAAAAAUUCAUAUGCAAUUUUGACUCCAUUGAAAAAA
Molecule: messenger RNA, 2270 nt
Organism: Patiria miniata (bat star)
Lineage: Eukaryota; Metazoa; Echinodermata; Asteroidea; Valvatida; Asterinidae
Product: F-box only protein 7-like
Exons: 9
Coding region: 130-1788 (552 amino acids)
Biological process (GO): positive regulation of autophagy of mitochondrion; autophagy of mitochondrion
Molecular function (GO): protein kinase binding
Source: RefSeq, a predicted model, not a curated record